Suillus paluster is the source of this 516-nucleotide messenger RNA. RefSeq lists its product as uncharacterized. The transcript is spliced from 2 exons. The record is from RefSeq and is a predicted model, not a curated record. Lineage: Eukaryota; Fungi; Basidiomycota; Agaricomycetes; Boletales; Suillaceae. The coding region runs from base 1 to 516 and encodes 171 amino acids.
AUGAUGCGCCUCAAUGGACGUGGGUCCGAGGGUGUCACUUGUUCAUGUGGUGCAGUAUCGCCUCAAUUCCAAUGCUCUGACUGUCAUGGCACUCAAAUGUUCUGCCGCGAAUGUACACUUCAAAACCACGUAUAUCAUCCUUUGCAUAGGAUUGAGAUAUGGAACAGGUCUUUUUUUCAGUGUAUCACACUCAAACAGCUUGGCGUUCAAGUACAACUUGGCCAUAACCCAGGAGAAAGGUGCUACAAACCUUCUCCCGCUGCUGGUGAUGAUUUUGUGGUCAUCGGGCUCGAUGGCAUUCAUGAAAUUGCACUGGACUUCUGUGGCUGCGCUUCAGCUCAGAUUCAGUACAAACAACUAUUACAUAUGCAGUGGUAUCCAGCCACAGUCUCAGAGCCUCGGACUGCAGCAACCUUUACGGUUCUGCAGCAUUUUCAUAUUCUAUCAUUUGAAAGCAAGGUAUCUGCUUACGAGUUUUAUCACUCCCUCGCAAGGCGCACCGACAAUUCUGGGUAA